Messenger RNA from Podarcis muralis (Common wall lizard), 1927 nucleotides. Its product is annotated as serine/threonine-protein kinase PLK2-like. The record is from RefSeq and is a predicted model, not a curated record. Lineage: Eukaryota; Metazoa; Chordata; Lepidosauria; Squamata; Lacertidae. Gene Ontology annotation, molecular function: protein kinase activity; protein binding; ATP binding. Gene Ontology annotation, biological process: mitotic spindle organization; protein phosphorylation; regulation of G1/S transition of mitotic cell cycle. Gene Ontology annotation, cellular component: kinetochore; nucleus; spindle pole.
CCGGAGUUCUGGGUAGAGCCGCGACGAGGCGGCGCUCGGUUUUUCCGGAGCUCCGAGCCCGGGACGGGCUAUUUGGGAAACUGCGGGACGGGGUUCAAAGGCGCAAAAGGCAACUAUGCCCCUCCAAAUCCACAGCAAGGCAAUUCUGCUGUCAGGAUCAGAUCGGUUUUUCUCCCCAAGCACCCGGCAAGCUUCGGAGUCUCACAGAAUCCUUCAUCAUCCAGCUUUGUUUUGCAAAUGCAUGAUGAGAAGUGCAGUGGCUACACGUGCUUAAUCCGGAGUGGGUCGAUGUUUUGCAUUUGGGGAGCCGGGACUGCCGCUCUGCCCCCAACAAGUCACAACACCCACCCACGCCCCCAGGACUCAGGAGUCCUGCGCGUCUGAGCCCAGAGACAUCCGGAUCGGGGGAUUUCCCACCCGCCCCUUUCUCACUCUGGGUCUGCUCCGCUUUCUCCCGGAUGGGGUCGGGCAUGCCCCGCCCACUCGAGGCGCCAGCCAAUGGGGAGCGGGAGAAGCAGUCUGCUUUGGUUUUUGAGCAGAAGAUGCUCCUUGAUCGGGGCGAAUCCUUACCCGGAGACGCCAGCGGGGCUUGAACCUGGGUCUCCUCCUGCAGGCCAUGCCUCUGGCGCGCUUGUUCCACGGGAGGUGGGGAUGUUUAGCCUGGAGAAGAGGAGGCUGAGAGGAGAUCUCUGCCUCAUGGAAGAUGGAGCGAAGAAGGGCGCCUUUGGGAGAUGCUACAAGUUCACAGACACCUCCACCAACAAGGUCUAUGCCGUGAAGGUCGUGCCUCAGUCCCGGGUCUCCAGGCUGGACAACCGAGGGAAGGUCGAGCGCGAGAUCGAGCUGCACAGCCAGCUCAAGCACAGGAAUGUUGUCGGCUUCCACCGGCAUUUUGCUGACCAGGAGAACAUCUACAUGGUCCUGGAGUACUGCAGUCGGAAGUCCCUGGCCCAUAUCCUGAAAGCCCGCAAGACGCUGACGGAGCCUGAGGUCCGCUUCUACCUCAAGCAAGUCAUUGCUGGCCUGCAGUACCUCCACCAGCAAGGCAUCAUUCACCGGGACCUCAAGCUGAGUAACUUCUUCAUCACAAAGACCAUGCAAGUGAAGAUUGGGGACCUGGGGCUGGCGACUCGUGAGGAGCAGGCCAACCGGAGGAGAGGAGUGGUCUGUGGGACCCCCAAUUACCUGGCUCCUGAAGUCAUUGCCAAAAAGGGGCACUCGUUCAAGUCGGAUGUCUGGGCUCUUGGCUGCAUCAUGUACACGGCCCUCACGGGCUGCUCCCCCUUUGAGAUCACCCACAAGCAGGAGAUGUACCGCUGCAUCCAGGAAGGGCGCUACCCCACCCCCAGCCGCCUCUCACCCAGUGCCAGGGGCCUCAUUGGGAAGCUGCUGGCCCCCGAUCCUGAAGCACGGCCCACCCUGGAAGAAACCCUCGCCCACGAGUUUUUCACCCAGGGCUUCACCCCGACCCAGCUGCAUUCCCGCGCCUGUCAUUCUGCCCCGCUCUUCGUGCUUCCCAACCCACUGAGGAAGUUCUUCCAGAAAGCGGCGAAGGUUUUCCUGCGUGGCUCCCUGUGCCAGGAGACCCGGACAGUGAGCCCCCCACCCCAGGAAGCGGAAGGGAUGCCGCCACUUGGGAUGCCUGCCGAGACCCCCAGCCUGGAAGUGGAAGAGGACAGCCAGAAUGCCCCUGAGGACACAGCCACCUUCCCCGUCUGCCUUGCUCAUGAGGGGCUCCUUGAACGUCAGCCGGGAGGCGGCCGAUGCCGAGAGGAGCACGAUGGCCAAAGCGGAUGAAGUUCUGCGGACCUGCCUAAAGACCAUCCCCCUGGCGGAAGAGGAUCCCAAGGGGCCCCCAAGGGCUGGACCCAUCCAGAUGGUCACCAAGUGGGUUGACUACUCCAACAAGUACGGCUUCAGCUACCUG